This is a messenger RNA of Helicoverpa zea (corn earworm), 1845 nucleotides long. RefSeq names its product NADP-dependent malic enzyme-like. The record is from RefSeq and is a predicted model, not a curated record. Gene Ontology annotation, biological process: pyruvate metabolic process; malate metabolic process. NCBI's taxonomy places the organism in Eukaryota, Metazoa, Arthropoda, Insecta, Lepidoptera, Noctuidae. Bases 1 to 1845 code for a protein of 614 amino acids. Gene Ontology annotation, cellular component: mitochondrion. Gene Ontology annotation, molecular function: malate dehydrogenase (decarboxylating) (NAD+) activity; malate dehydrogenase (decarboxylating) (NADP+) activity; NAD binding. The transcript is spliced from 12 exons.
AUGUCAACAGAACCAUUUUUUUUUAAUUUCGCAUUUUUAAGGGGUUUGAUUCUCAAUCGUCUAGCAAAAUCAAUAUACAGCUUUAGAAAACCACCGAUAUUAAUAAAAUUUCGUACGCGUACUGACGACUCUUGCUGUCCGAAUACAUGGAGAGGUGUUGAUUAUUUGAGAUGGCCACAUCUGAACAAGGGUCAAGGAUUCACGUUGCAAGAGCGGCAAGCGCUCGGCAUUCAGGGACUGCUGGCCGGUAAUGUCAAGACGCAGGAAGAACAGUUAGCAAUAGCUACUUACUCCGUGGACAGAUAUAAAAAUAAUAUGAACAAAUAUCUGUAUUUGUCGGAGUUAUUGGAUACAAAUGAGAAAUUAUUUUUCGACUUGCUAUGUUCAGACGUUGAGAAAUAUUUACCUCUAGUGUACACCCCUACUGUAGGGUUGGCAUGUCAAAGAUUCGGUCUGGUGUACAAGAGACCAAGAGGGCUCUUCAUAAAUAUACACGAUAAAGGGCGAAUUAAUAAAAUUCUUAGGAAUUGGCCCGAGCCAGGUAUUCGCGCUAUCGUUGUUACCGAUGGAGAGAGAAUUUUGGGUCUAGGAGACUUGGGCGCCUAUGGUAUGGGCAUACCCAUUGGUAAAUUAUGCUUGUACACUGCUUUAGCAGGGGUACAUCCCGGACAGUGCUUACCAAUCACUUUGGACGUCGGCACCAAUAACCAGACGUUGCUGGAAGAUCCGCUGUACAUAGGGUUGAGAGAGAAGCGAGUGAGAGGUCAGGCAUACGACGACUUUAUCCAAGAGUUCAUGGACGCGUGUACGCAUAGAUACUCGCACAACGUGCUCAUUCAAUUUGAAGACUUUGCGCUUGCAAAUGCUUGCCGCUUGUUGGAUAAAUAUAAGAAUGACUAUUGCACUUUCAAUGACGAUAUUCAAGGCACUGCGGGCGUCAUUGUAGCGGGAAUGUUAGCUGCUAAAAGAAUUACUAAGAAGGCACUUAAAGACCAUAUUUAUUUGUUCCUUGGAGCCGGCUCUGCAGGCGUUGGCAUUGCAAAUUUACUAUGCGAUGCGAUGAAAGAGGAAGGUGUUUCUAAAGAAGAAUCAGCGAAGAAAAUUUACUUGUUUGAUAUCGAUGGACUUCUAUCGACAAAACGCAAGGGUGGAGUACCAGCGCACGCUAAACAGUACGGAAAAGACAUGGAACCAUCGAAAGACUUCGCAGGUUUCAUUAAGACCUUGAAACCUACUUGCCUUAUAGGUGUGUCAACAAUGGCUGGCGCUUUCACACCGGAAAUAUUGAAGCAAAUGGCUCAGAAUACGGAAAGACCGCAAAUUUACGCGCUUUCGAAUCCUACGAUUAAAGCAGAGUGUACAGCGCAAGAAGCUUAUGACAACACAGAGGGUCGAUGCAUAUAUGCGUCUGGUUCUCCCUUCCCUCCAGUAAAGUAUGGAGGCAAGGAGUACCUCACGGGUCAGGGCAACAAUUCCUACAUAUUCCCUGGAGUAGCGCUGGGAGCACUUCUUUGUUACGCGCAUCACGUUCCUGACAUCAUGUUUUUAGCAGCUGCUAAGAGUUUAGCAGAGAACGUUACUGACGAUGAUUUGGCGGUAGGACGAAUCUAUCCACCGCUCAGUGACAUCCGCUGUUUGUCUUAUAAAAUUGCCGAAUUCGUCAUAGAAGAGGCUUAUAAAUUAAAACUCGCGGGGGUUUAUCCUAAACCGAAAGAUGUAUAUAAGUUCGUCGAAGAUAACGUGUACGAUACUAAGUAUUGUUGCUACACACCAGAAUUGUAUAAAUAUCCUAAAUCAAGCUCCGGGGUCAAAGUGAAAACUAUUAAAGAAAUGUUGGCUGCGUAA